GGCAAGGCGUCUGCUAACUAAACUUUGGGUUAUCAAUGUUGUUAUUGUAUGUUGUAUGUUGUAUGUAAUGUAAGAGUAAUAUAACAGUGCACCAGCGAAAUGUAUGUGCAGUUACAGUGCAGGUACUCACUAACACAACAUCUAAUAGGCUUUGUUGGAAGAGAGCCUUCAAUUUAAUCUCAAAAUACAUUGUAGACGGGAUAACAACCCCCGGGGGGUUAACCACUCGCUUCAUCCCUGUUGCUUUGUUAUUAUCACGUGUAUAAACUUCUUGUUUUAAAAAAGAGCUUUGAGAAGAAACAGGUAAAUUAUUACUUAUUACAAAGAAAAUGAAGCAUCCAGAGAGCAAUGACCGGGAAUUGCUUGCCGACACAAAACAAUCUAAUGAUUUAUCCAACGAAACUGAAACUACGCAACUUUCUGGGGAUAAAAUUAGCGGUAAAAAUUACAUCAACUCAGAUGAACAAGACAGAGUCAUCAAGGAGUUUUUUAAGCAACUAAACGUUAAUUUGCCCGCUGAUUGGGAAGAGAUACGAGAUGAAGAAAGAAGAAAAUUGAUAUGCAAGUGGACAAGUGAGGGUUUUCCUAAUAUUCCCAAGUCUUUGCUGAGUAUCACGACAGGCUGGAUGGUCCAUGGGGACUGUGGCAGACCCGCGGACCAAGUUCCUGAUUGGUUAGACCGCGAGAAAUUCAAAAGAGGACAGAAAUUUGCGAGGGAUAAUAUGUUUGGGAUUUACUUCUCGCAAUUGCUUACUUUGUUCGGGCUUUUUUCUUUUGAGGAUGGACUCAAGCCUAUGAUUGUCACUGGAAAGUCCUCGGAACCUUACACUGCGUUUAAAAGGUAUCUAUCGACUGGAGCGCGAGUAAGAAAUUGGUUUACCAGCGAUCCAUGGACCAAGGGCACGCCAGCAUACAAUGACAUUCAAACAGUGAGGAGAAUGCACACAAUAGUGCGCAAUAAAUUGAGCUCGAUAUCCAAUGAAGAAAUAGACAAAGCGGGAAAAAUAGAGAACCCAUGGUCACCAACACGGAACAUUUUGCUCCAAGAUUUCCGAGCUGAGUGUCCGGUGGCGAAGUCGGGACAGUGUCCUUUCUCGGCAGGAACUGUAAGAGCUGUGAGACCCAAAGGAUUGCACCAAGGUGAGAUGGCGGUAACUCAAGGUGGAUUUGUUUGCUUAGCCGUUGUUUAUCCUGAGGCUUUCGGGCUCCACGGAGCCACUGAUCAAGAUCUGGACGAUUUCUGCCAUGUUUGGAGAGGGAUCGGGUAUCUACUCGGGAUCGAGGACGAAUUCAACUACUGCGGCGGAACGCUGGAAGAAAUAAAACGACUUUCAGCAGAUUAUUUAAACCAAUGGGUGAAACCUAAUUUGCGUGACAUAACUCCCGAGUGGGAGCACAUGAUGAGAUGUAUUACCGUUGGUAUGCAAUAUUAUUUUCCUGGUAGCUCUUACGAAGUAAGUCUACUCUAUCUUACGAAGCUGCUGAAUCUCGACAUGCCGCUAUUACGCUCGUCACUCAGCUACCGUGAUCGCUUUAAAUUCAAUAUUACCAAAUUUAUAAUGUACUACACCACUCGCUCACCUCGAGUUAAAGAAUUCCUCAACUCACGUCUCAACAAGUCCAUAGAUCGCGCGUUGAAGUUCACCGAGGAAAAACACUCCGAGCUCCGUAAAAAGUCUUCGAAAACUCUUUCUGUAAUUCAAAAGAAUAAUAAUAACAACAUUAAUAAUAUUAAUAAUAAAAAAGAUGAAAAAUAUUUAGAUGUUAGUGUUUUUUCUCAGUAUAAAAUAAUUGGACUGGUGAUGUUAUGCGUGCAAUGCUUAAUUAUGUGGAAAGUUAAAUUUUUUUCUGAAAUUUUUUAAAUUUAAGUUUGCGAAAAAUUGGCUGUGAAUUAAAGUAUUUUUUUACAUAAGAAGUGCCAUCACAAAUGUGUAUAUAAUAAAUUUCUUUUUUGUUUUCUUAAUGUAUUUCUGCACAUUAAAUAAAUAUAAGUGACGUUUCAUGCUUUUGUUUGAUCGAUAUCACAACAAACUUUAAAUUUUAGUGUUGACGUUUUGGCUUUUAGUAGAGGGAACUAAUUUAAUUAUAUCAUUCUAUUGUAAAAAAAUUUAAGUAUGAAUCAAAAAAAGGCUACUGUUAAAGAAUCAUUCAGUUACGUUCAAUUGAAGAAGAAAAAAUCUGUUGGAGU
This is a messenger RNA of Cotesia glomerata, 2188 nucleotides long. RefSeq lists its product as uncharacterized. The record is from RefSeq and is a predicted model, not a curated record. NCBI's taxonomy places the organism in Eukaryota, Metazoa, Arthropoda, Insecta, Hymenoptera, Braconidae. The coding region runs from base 330 to 1862 and encodes 510 amino acids. The transcript is spliced from 5 exons.